Triticum dicoccoides is the source of this 1843-nucleotide messenger RNA. RefSeq lists its product as uncharacterized. Gene Ontology annotation, molecular function: protein binding. NCBI's taxonomy places the organism in Eukaryota, Viridiplantae, Streptophyta, Magnoliopsida, Poales, Poaceae. The coding region runs from base 56 to 1426 and encodes 456 amino acids. The record is from RefSeq and is a predicted model, not a curated record. The transcript has 3 exons.
CUAAAAAAAACUCCAACUCCGCUUCCCGUCCGUGUGUGGCGAGGACGGCGCCCAAAUGAACGCAAGCGAGGACGGCGCCCGCCGCCGCCGCCGUUCCCAAACCCACGACGAGGCAGACGGAGUGGCCCGCCUCCAUCCUCAGGUUCACGCGGGCGAGGAGGGAGCGGGAGUGGCUCGCGGGCGCCGUACGCGCCCCCGCGCCCGCCCUCGUUCCCAGAUCCACGCGACCGGCGAGGGCGCCGGAGUGAUCUGUUGCGUCAGCAUUCCGGCGGCGCUGGCCUCGCCGUUCGAAGACGACGACCUCCUGAGGGAGAUUCUCCUCCGUCUCCCGCCGCAGCCCUCCUCGCUACUCCGGGCCUCCGCCGUCUGCAAGCAGUGGCGAUGCGCCGCCACCGACCCCAAGUUUCUCCACCGCUUCCGCACGCACCACCGGAAGCCGCCCCUCCUCGGCGUCUUUCACGUGCGCAACAGGGAUGAUAUCGUCUUCACCCCAAUACUGGACGCACCCGACCGCAUCCCUCCUCAGCGAUUCGACCUUAUUAGCAGCACGGAGGUGGUGCUCUUACUGCUCGAUUGUCGCCACGGUCGCGUCCUUCUCAUUGACGUGAAGCGGGAUGAGGCCAUCGUGUCCACCCCCAUCACCGGCGAGCAGCGCCACCUGCCAAUUCCGUCGGAGUUCGAAUUCACCGAUGAUGUCAACGGGGCUGUGCUCUGCGCUGCCAGCGACCAUGACCAUGUGCACGGAAGCUGCCACUCGAGCCCCUUCAAGGUAGUGUUGAUCUCCGAUGUUGGAGAGGAUAAUCGAUUCUUUGCUUGUGUUUACUCCUCGGAGACUGGAGUAUGGAGUGAUAUCAUCUCAACAGCCGUUCCACCUGUAACUUUUUGUGCUGAUACCCCUGGGGUGCUUGUUGGUAAUGCACUUUACUGGUUGAUGGAUUUUAUGACCGAUGACAUACUUGAGUUUGAUUUGGAUCAGCAGAGCCUAGCUGUGAUCAAGGGGCCUCCCAUUACAGAUGAUUUCCGCCAUGCCAGCCAUUGGAUCGUCCAGGCUGAGGAUGGUGCUGUUGGCUUCGCCAUAUUGACUUGCAGUCACUUACAAAUGUGGCAGAGGAUUAUAAAUGUCCAUGGUGUUGCCACAUGGGUGUUAUGGAAGACCAUUGACAUGCAUACCAUUCAUGGGCUCCCUCCCCAGAUUGAAGGAGAGAAGACACACAUGAUACGUAUAGCGGGAUGCAUUGAGGAUACUGAUGGUAUAUAUCUAUUUGUAGGCUGUGAUGUCUAUAUGGUUCAACUUAAUUCGAUGCAGUCUAGGAAACUUUGUGAAAACCGUGGUUAUACUUACUAUCAUUCGUUCAAGAGUUUCUAUCCGCCAGGCACAACCAUUGCUGGUGCAUGCGAUGGAGCUGAAAUGUUGCACGAUACAUAGGAUGACUGUCUGGUUUGAUGUUCUAAUGUGCUGAAACGGUUCAGCAGGUGAAGAAGGGCUGCUGCACUUGUUAGUUGACACUGAAUUUGUCGCAUUGCAUCAAUGUCGUCAGCAGUGUCUAUAUGUUAUCUAAAACGACUUACCGUGCCUUAGUCUAGCCAAGUCUCUAUUAGCAAGAUGCUUUUGAAUGCCUGAUCCAGUGAAUUUCAGCUUAACCCAGUAUUAUUUCAGGCCGGAUUUCGUCGUCUCUUGUUUUUGUUAUGUAUUUGUGCCUGACAGCUCUUCUCCUGAGCCAUGAUAGUUUCAGUCCCAUGUAUUACCAAAACUUGUGUGUUUGAGUGUACUUGUCAGCUGUGGUUUGAAAAGCAUGUCAUUGCCAUCGAUUAAAUAUGAUCAUGAUCUACCAUGAUCUGCUCA